AUGGACAACGAUGGCUGGAUUCGGUCGGUUUCGGUGAUGGAUUUGUCACCCGUCGGACUCCGGACCCGACCGAUGUUAUGGAACAAGAUCCUCCAACAACAACACCAGCAGCAGCAACAACACCCAUUGAGGUCUGCACAAAUCCGCCUCCUAUUGGUCGGAAGCGAAGAAGAGCUAAUGCGAAUGCUAUUAGAAAGAGGUUGUAGAAAAGGGUUGGCUUACUUUAUCAUUUUAGAUGAGAAGCCCUUUAGAACAGUUGAAGGAGAGGGAUUCAAGUACUUUUGUUACCAAAUGCAACCCCAAUUUACAAUACCAUCUAGAAGAGCCAUAGCUAGGGACUGUUUUCAAAUAUAUCUUGAUGAGAAAGUGAGGUUGAAAGCAUUAUUUAAAUCUGAUUGUAAUAGAGUGGCAAUUACAACAGAUUGUUGGACUUCCGUUCAAAAUCUAAACUACCUGACCCUCACUGCUCAUUUUAUAGAUAAGGAUUGGCAAUACCAAAAAAGGAUAAUAAGCUUUGCGAGUAUCCCAAAUCACCGAGGUAAAACAGUUGGUAAGAAGGUUGAGGAUGUGCUGAAGGAGUGGGGGCUGAAAAACGUUUCAACUAUCACGGUAGAUAACGCAGCAUCAAAUGAUGUUGCUGUUAAGUAUUUAGAGCAGAAGAUAAGAAACAUGAAUGGACUUUUUUUGGAUGGAUUUGGAUUUCACAUGAGGUACGUAAGAUCUUCACCCCAUAGAGCGUUAAAGUUCAAUGAAUGUGUGGGUUAUGCCAAUAUUACAUGCAAGAAGUUGGUAUGUCUUGAUGUUUCAACUCGUUGGAACUCGACGUAUUUGAUGUUAGAUGCAGUUGAGAAGUAUGAAUCAGCUUUUGAUAAGCUAGAAGAUGAGGUUGAGGAUUAUAGGGAUUUCUUUGAAGCUUUCCCUUUCCUGGCUGGAAUUUAUGUUGAGCUUAAGUCAUUAAACUUGGACCUAAAUGGACUGUUUGCUAGUGUGGCUAAGGAAAUGUUGGAUAAAUUUAAGAAAUAUUGGAUUGAUAUCACUAAGAUGAACCAACUCCUCUAUUUGGGUGUUAUUUUUGAUCCCCGAUAUAAGUUACGAUUUGUGGACUGGUGCUUUACUGAUAUGUAUGGACCACUUUCAGAAACUAAGAAAUCUUUGUUAGAAGAGAUCAAUAACAAUCUCUCCAAAAUCUUCAUGGUUUACAAAGAAGCCUAUGACAAUGUUGAAGGACGUAUCCCAGCAAUGGCAGCCACUGUUUCUAAUGGUGAAGCUGCUGCCAGUGUCGAAGUACCGGCACAUGUAGCUAGACAAAAUGCUUUUCAGCAACAUUUGAAGUCUAUGGAUUCAGUUGAAGAAGUAACUGAGCUUCAGAGCUAUUUAAAAAAAAUGCAUAAGGUUUAA
Molecule: messenger RNA, 1398 nt
Organism: Vicia villosa (hairy vetch)
Lineage: Eukaryota; Viridiplantae; Streptophyta; Magnoliopsida; Fabales; Fabaceae
Product: zinc finger BED domain-containing protein RICESLEEPER 2-like
Exons: 5
Coding region: 1-1398 (465 amino acids)
Molecular function (GO): DNA binding
Source: RefSeq, a predicted model, not a curated record